Molecule: messenger RNA, 1530 nt
Organism: Canariomyces notabilis
Lineage: Eukaryota; Fungi; Ascomycota; Sordariomycetes; Sordariales; Chaetomiaceae
Exons: 2
Coding region: 1-1530 (509 amino acids)
Biological process (GO): positive regulation of transcription by RNA polymerase II
Cellular component (GO): nucleus
Molecular function (GO): DNA-binding transcription factor activity, RNA polymerase II-specific; transcription cis-regulatory region binding; zinc ion binding
Source: RefSeq, a predicted model, not a curated record
AUGACCCGGAACUCGAUACCGGUGCCCGGUCCGAGUCCGCUCCGAGUCCCGGCAGGAACUUCCACUCCAAAAGCACAGUCCAAGGCAUGCUACAAUUGCCGCCGGCGCCGGCUCCGUUGCGACCGAUCCGUUCCCUCAUGUCGGAAAUGUUCCACCUCGGGAGAGCAAUGUCUCGGCUACGGCACGGUCCUGCGAUGGGCCAAUGCUCCCGCCGUCCGCGGCAAGCUUGCUGCACCGAUGCACGUAGCUAGAGAGAGAAACUCGGCUUGCGUCCUUACCGAACACGGAACGCCUUCCUUCGUCAAUCGCGCCCUCCUCGAUCCCUUCUUGAACGGCCUCGGUCGAAGAGCAAGACACUAUGUCCAUCACUUCACAACCACCGUCUGCCGCGACCUCGUCUCCGUCGACCAGCCCAACCAUAACCCCUUCCGCACCAUCGUCCCGUUAGCCGGCAACUUCUCCUUCCUCUCCGCCAUCGUCAUCGCCACAGGCGCCAUGCACCUCGCCGCGCUCAACUCCUAUCAAAACCAUCCCACCCGGCCCGAGUUAAUCGACGCCCUCGCCGCCAAGGACAAAGCCAUCCGCCUCCUCCGCUCCGCCCUUGCCGACCACCGUGACAUAACCCCACCACAAACCCGCGCCGUAUUACUCGCCGCGACCGUCUUCUUCAUCAACAUCGACCUGAUCGAUUCCGGCAAGGGCGGGUGGCAGGCUCACAUGGAGGCCGCCAUCGCGCUCAUGUCCAACCUACACUCCGGGAGUUCAAACUUGAAUGCACUGUCCCCGUCGCUUGUGUCUCUGGUCGACGCCAUCGCGGCUGAUUGUCUGACCUACUGCGUGCUGGGGUCAAUCAUCAGCGGGGUGGUCCCGGAAACCUGGGUGCAGCAGGACCUGGCUGCCCGGGGGUUGUUUUCCAUCCUGCGCCGCGCCGAGCCCUACAGCUACCACUGCUGUCCGCCGGAGAUUCUGCAGAUUAAUCUGGCGGCUAGUGGCUUGUACGGGAUUGAUGCUGUCGAGGCUAGGGCUGAAGCCGCUGCGGCACUGCUGCGGCAGGCGAGGGAGUUUGGUAUCACGCAGUGGGUGCACGGCAUCCGCGGGCUGGCGCCGGACGAUGAUCUGGAUGUGCGCGUGAGUCUCGCCUCGGCGCAUCGCGCGGCGGCGUGUCUUUAUAUUCUCCUCGCGGUGCCGGAGGUUACUAUUAGUGAUUUCUCGCCGGAGAUGUUGGUGCAAGAGGUGAUUGAACAUCUGGCCAUGGUGUCGAUUGAGCAUGUGCUCGUCAAGGGCACCGUGUGGCCGACCUUCAUGGCCGGCGCGCAGACAGAUGAUCUGCAGCUGCGAAAGUGGUGUCUUGACCGGAUGCAGGCGCUGGGGGCGAAGAACCCCUGGAUGUGUCCGUGGGGAUAUAUCCGCACGGCCAUCCAGGUGCUGCAGCAUCUCUGGGCCGCGAGGGAUGCCGUGCCGGAAAGGGAGCCGAAGAUCAGUUGGUUGCGUGAGAUCAAGGCGAUGCGGGAUAAGUGCUUGAUUGUGUGA